Messenger RNA from Ramularia collo-cygni, 393 nucleotides. RefSeq names its product related to Probable tautomerase YrdN. Lineage: Eukaryota; Fungi; Ascomycota; Dothideomycetes; Mycosphaerellales; Mycosphaerellaceae. The record is from RefSeq and is a predicted model, not a curated record. The transcript is spliced from 2 exons. The coding region runs from base 1 to 393 and encodes 130 amino acids.
AUGCCAUACUUCCAAAUACACACGAUCCGAGGCGUUCGAAGCAAAGAAGAGACGCGAAAACUGGCAGACGUGGUUCAAGAAUGMAGCCUGAAACAUUUCAACGCUCCUCCGAAAGAUCGAUAUCAGAUCAUCACCCAACACGAGCCGGGCGAACUCAUUUGUGAAGAUACCAAUCUUGGAUUCGAAAGGACCGACAAGCUGGUUUUCAUCCAAGUGUUCCAGCAAGGUAGAGAUGCAAAGACCAAACAAGCACUCUACGCAGCGUUGGCAGAGCAGCUCAAAGCCCAGUGCGGUGUAAAUGGCAAUGACUUGAUCAUCACCAUCAGCAGGAACGAGAAAGAAGACUGGAGUUUCGGCAACGGUCAAGCGCAGUUCCUCACAGGAGACCUAUAG